UCUUUCUCUGCCUUUUCAUUUCGCGCCACACUCUCUCUCUCCUCUCUCAGUUCUCUUUCUCCUCUCCUGAAUUUUUCUUGGUAAGUGGUCCCCCAUCUACACACUCUCCCUCUCUUUCUCUUGAGAAACAUGACAAGGGAAAGUAUGAAUUUCGUUUGCUUUCACACUUUAGAUGAUCCAUUGGUAGCAAAAGUUGUUGACUCUCCUAUCUAGAGUGUUCAGUGUAAAGGUAGAUGAAGAAGAAUCAUCUAAGAUUUAGCACUCCUGAAUGCAAUAUAUAGAGCCAUUUGCGUUGAGGUUACAAGUAUGGUGAGGCAACAAAGAGCCUUUAAAGUUCAUGAGGACAGAUAUCAAGGCAAGGAUGAGUUGGUGAAGCGUGAUAUGUUGGAUCCACCAAGCUAUCUCCGAAGAAGAAGAACUCAAGAUAUCCGUGGAAAGGCUUUGAGUUUUGGUGUUUUGGAUUGGAAACAGUUUGAACAUUGCAAGGAGGAUUCUACUUCACAAGGAACCAAAGGUCCCUGGUGUAGUUAUAACACUGGUUUAGUGGAAGCUUCUACAAGCUCGUUGGAGCUAGAUUCAAAGCCCCAAACAGCAUUUGUAAGCCCCAAGAAAGAACAUCAAGCAUCUCUGAAUAAGAAUCUGGUAGAGAAAGAACAAGGUAAAGCCUCUGAGCUUAGCUCGUUUACUCUUAGCCGCAAGUCAAACGCAGCGUCAGAGACUAGUCCUAUGCUUUUAUCUGAGACCUUUAGAACAGUUGAAUGUCUAGAUAGAAGACAUGAUGGUGAUGUUCCAGGUGAAUGUUCAAGUUCAGUUAAUGUAAUGGAGAGGAACCAAACCUCUUUGUUGGAUCAAAAGAUACCUACAGUGACAUCCAACAAGGAAAGACAUGCUUCUCCCAGCCGCCGCUUCAGCUUCAGUUUUAGUCAGAUGAGUAGAAGUUUCAGCUCCAAAGAAAGCUCAUCCUCUGUUCCUCCAUUAUCAAGCACAUCUCAUGCUUCAGCUAAAUCAGGUCCUUUAACAUUCAAUGAUUCAUUUUACUCCAACCACUCCACCAGAACUAGAUCAGGCCCUUUAAUAAUACCAAAGUCUGUAAAUAACGUGGCUACAAGACUACCAACCAUGGAGAAGAACCAUCGCAGCUCAAGAUCCCACGCUAUCUUGCAAUUCACUUUGAGAAAAGGUAUCAGUUUGUUUCAGUUUGUAGUUGACAACAACGUUCUUGCUGCCACCAUGAAGAGUUCAGGUUCUUCCACACGGUCUUACACAUUGUAUACCAUCAAAGAAGUUAAAAACAAGAGUGGAAACUGGUUAGGUCGUCACAAGAAUGACCAUCCAUUUGUACAUACGGUUAUCGGUCAAAUGAAGACUAACUCGGAUUCAGCAACACACAAAUCAGAAUCUGUUUUGUUCGGUGUUGAGACAAACGAAGAGCUCGCGGCAGCUAUUGUUCAGAUAAGAAACAGAGUUCAGAAGCAGAGCACAACUACUGUUAUACUCCCUAGUGGAUUUCACACGCUUCCUAAAGACGGUAACACCAGCCCUUUGCCGUUGAUUAAGAGGUGGGAAUCCGGUGGAUCAUCAUGCGACUGUGGUGGCUGGGACAUUGGUUGCAAACUCCGUGUCUUGUCUAAUGAUCAUCGUGCAAAGUCUCAAACCUUUUCAAGCUUUCAACUGUUUGAUCAGGAAAGAGAUGAACCAGCAUUCAAGAUGGUGACACAUGACAAUGAACUUCACUCAGUUGAGUUUGGUUCAUCGGUCUCUUUGUUGGAAGCGUUCUUUAUCUCGUUGGCAGUAAGCAGUCAUCAAAAUAUGAGUGAAGAGGAGGAGGAAGCGGUUUUGAUUGAAGAUGGUACGAUGAAGAGACAAACAUCGAUAAAGUACGCAUCAAACCCACCCGUUUCUCCAAUUGGUCGGGUCUAGUGGCAGUGUCAUCUGGCUGGGCUUACAACUGUAGUUAAGUGUUUAUAUAAAAUUUGUGCAAUGUAUAAAAAAUAGUGAAAAUGCAUUUUUGUACCCUUCAACAUCUUCAAAUCAGCUAAUAAAAACAUAUCAUCAAAUCCCAAUCACUAUUGGUCAAUUUAAG
Eruca vesicaria subsp. sativa (arugula) is the source of this 2083-nucleotide messenger RNA. NCBI's taxonomy places the organism in Eukaryota, Viridiplantae, Streptophyta, Magnoliopsida, Brassicales, Brassicaceae. The record is from the annotation of a GenBank genome assembly.